AUGGGUAAGAAGACCAAAGCGAAAACCCAUGUGAGAGAUGGCAUCAUGGACUUCAUUCAUCGUCUGGAGGACUUCUUGCAAAAACCUGGACCGAUCGAUGGAAAUCAAAUAAAAAUUCGAUUGGAAAAACUGGAAGAGAAAUGGAAAGAAUUCGAAGAAAUACAAUGCGAAAUCGAAUUCUCAGAGGAACAAGAGGAGAACAUGGAGCUCCACAGCCAAGUCACCACAGAGUUUGAGGAGAAAUAUUUUGAGGCUCUCAUCGAUUCAUCCCCGGAUUUGAGUGGUAUACAAAAGUUUCACUAUUUACGGGCUUCUCUAAAGGGCGAUGCACUCAAGCUGGUAGAUUCAUAUCCGAUGAGCGAGUCAAAUUAUAGGGUUGCGUGGUCCGGAUUAGUUUCGCGAUUCCUCAAGAAAAGGCACAUGAAUUCUUUACUAGAGUAUCCAAAAAUGAAAAGAGAGUGUGCUGUUGGAAUUCACGAUUCAAUCGAUAGUUUCGAACGCAAUACAAAAAUUUUGGAUCAACUAGGAGAACAAACUAAAGGUGGUUGGGGUGCAAUGUUAACUCAUUUGAUGGUCUCGAAAUUGGAUGAUUAUACACAAAAACAUUGGGAGGAGCAUGCUACGCAUCAUGAUAAUCCUUGCUAUUCAUUGUUGAUCGAAUUUCUGAAGAAUCGAACAAGAGUUCUCGAUGCGGUGUCUGUUGAUCAGCACGCUUCCGGUACAACAGCUUCGACGACACUAAACAAGCUACGUCCAGUGAAGGUUUCGGUCAACUCGGCGACUGGAAUUAGGGUUCCCAACUGUGCGGUCUGCAAUGAAAAACAUUAUUUGACGCAGUGUCCAUCGUUCAGCAAACUAGAUGUUGAUAAGCGACUUAGAAUAACAAACUCGAAACGGCUUUGCAGUAACUGUUUAGGGAGAAGUCACAUGGCCCGAGGCUGCCCGUCGAAAUAUCGGUGUAAAACAUGUUCGAAGAAACACCAUACGCUUUUGCAUCCCGGUUUUCCUGCAUCUGGUUCUGGUUCCUCUCCUGCACCUUCGAACUCCAAUGCGCAUUAUCCAGUCCCAUCGACAUUUGGUGGUACAACAAACUCUGGUGGGUUGGGUUCAAAUUCGGUGGAAUCGUCUUCAAUCAAUGUAGCGAUGAGAUCUUCUGCAUCACACGUCCUCUUGCUUACGGUAUUGCUGAAGGUGCAAGAUAAUUUUGGGAAGAUGCAAUUGGCUCGAGCUCUCCUGGACUGUGGCUCUCAGGCCAAUUUGAUGUCUGAAAAUCUGUGUCAACUGCUGAGGCUUCCUAGACGAGAUAAAAACGUCGAAAUAAGCGGAAUUGGACAAUCAAAAAGACAAUCGGUAUGCGAAGUGUCAACAACAAUCUCCUCACGUGUUCAAGAAUACACGUUGCCAUUGAAUUUCCUCGUCUUGGAUCGAAUCACAGACGAUCAACCAUCAAUCUCUCUUCCGUUGAAGUACUGGAAUCUCCCCGCAUCAAUGAAACUCGCUGAUCCAAAUUUCAUGAGGUCAGGUCCCAUAGACAUGAUUUUAGGAUCUCAAUUCUUCUACGAAUUUCAUCUCCUGGAUGGUGGCCGGAGGCAAAUGAAGAAAUUGAAUCAUAGUUUGCCAUCGUUCGUAAAAACAGUUUUUGGUUGGGUGGCUGCUGGAGAAAUUCAAUGGAAUGAAAUGGAAAGAAUUGGUUGUAACGUUGCUCUGACUGAUCCCCUGGAAAAAGCAAUAGAGAAAUUUUGGAAAAUAGAAGAAUUUCAAAGUAAAAUCCCACGGUCACAGGAAGAAGAAGAUUGUGAAUUGCACUUCCUAAAUACUAUCGCCAGAGACGAAAAUGGUCGCUUCGUGGCUCAGUACCCUAAAACUGCGAAUUUUCACGAGAUGAUUGGGGACUCAAAAGGUACAGCAUUACGGAGAUUUCACCAAUUAGAAAAACGGUUAGAGAAAGAUGUUACAUUGGGAAGCAAAUACAAUGAAUUCUUAGAAGAAUAUUUGGAAAGCGGACACAUGAAAUUAAUUGGUGAAGCAGAGGAAAAUUUGGACAAACAUAAGCCACACCAUCCAGUCUUCAAAGAAUCCAGUACUACCACCAAACUUCGGGUGGUAUUUGAUGGGUCUGCAAAAACGACAACAAACCGUUCCCUUAAUGAUGCACUGCUCACAGGUCCCGUGAUUCAAGACGAUCUUUUCGAAUUGAUGGUUCGAUUCCGAAAAAAUGCAGUUGCUCUGGUGGCCGACAUCGAGAAGAUGUACAGAUUGCUGGCUAUCAUACUAUCGGACAUUCAACCAGUGUGUCCGCUCUAUUCGCUAUGGACCAGUCAGCUGUUGGCAUUGAGAAAAUCCCUGCUCUGCAACCGCCGUCCUGUAGCAGCAGAUGACCCUAUUGUGUCAAAUUUUGCAGCAAGGUUCUGUCGCAAUUACGAGUUCAGCAACCGGAACCAACAUGUUACCGUGAAAAUCUACAUAAGUGUAGAUGAACAAUGA
Molecule: messenger RNA, 2484 nt
Organism: Toxorhynchites rutilus septentrionalis
Lineage: Eukaryota; Metazoa; Arthropoda; Insecta; Diptera; Culicidae
Exons: 3
Coding region: 1-2484 (827 amino acids)
Source: RefSeq, a predicted model, not a curated record